Chrysemys picta bellii (western painted turtle) is the source of this 3798-nucleotide messenger RNA. The record is from RefSeq and is a predicted model, not a curated record. NCBI's taxonomy places the organism in Eukaryota, Metazoa, Chordata, Testudines, Emydidae.
CCCUCCCCAGCCAGUACUGAGCAUGGAUCCCCCAUCCGGAGUGGUGAGCGAAGGGUUCCCCCUGCUCAUCACCUGCACGGGCCCCAGGGAUGCUGGUCAGCGGAGGUUUCACUUCUACAAGGACAGUGUUGAGCUCGUUCCUGGGAAUGUGGAGUCUGAGAUCAGCACCACAGAGCCCAGCACCAGGUCUAUGAACAUCUCUGCGCUCAGCAUCCCGCAGGCCGGUCCUAACAACUCCGGGGAAUUCACCUGCGGGUACGAGGAAAAUGUCGGUGGGAGGUGGAUCCCAUCCCCCAGGAGCCAUGCUGUGAAUGUCACUGUUACAGCCUCACACUACACCCGUGAUAUUCUGCUGGGAACUGGUGGCAUCUUGCUUCUGGGUGGAGCCCUGGCUGCUCUGAUCUGCUACUGCCAUAGGAAGAAAAGAGUUCCAAAGCCUCUGAAAAGCACCAAAGGAUCUGAGCCUGGAGAACACAUCAGGAACCUGGAUCCUGGUCAUGAUAAUAAGGGAUCAAAAGCCACGGGUGCCGGAGCGGAGCAGAUGGAACAGGGCUCAGAAGUCACCUAUGCACUCAUAGCAUUCCCGGCCUCACAGGCUCACACAACCCGGACAACAAAAAACCAAAACCUGCUGAAGAUGAGCAUGUGCUGUAUAGCGAGGUGGUGACAACGCACACCUGGAAGGCAACUAAAUAAGGAGGAGACACUCUCUCUAUGUCUCUCUGCAUGUUCUCCCCCUCCUCCUGGCAUCCAUAUCCUUAACCCUUUAUACCCCAAGAGGCCUUUUAUGCCUCUUGGCGAGGGGCACACCCCAAACACCAUUGCUAGAAUAUUUAGCCAACCAGCAUCUUGUCAUGUAUCAUAUAAAAACUGGUAACCCGUUGGUCAUGAACACCACUGUGUGAUGUAUGCACGGAUUGUGUAGCAAGUGUUACGUAUGUAUGCUGGAAAUAUGCUAUGAAUGUAGUUGAUAAAGAAGCCGGCCCUAGACAAAGGAAUGUGGAUUCAUGUGUCUGUGUGAAUCAGGCUAACUGGCAGAUAAGCAAAACAGCCUGGCUUGUGUGCUCCUGGCUGGUUUGAUGACCACUCUUACCCAGGCAGCCGGCAUAUCUGAGAACUUACAAUCUCAUAGCUGGAGACCAGACCAGGUCACCUGUGUGUUAGAUUUGCUCUAAAUAGAUAUUAGUCUUAUAAGAAUGUCUUUAAUGUUUAGAUGCUAUGAAAUGCUUGUAUGUUGCUGCCUGCAUUAAUCUAACUGAUAAUGUGAAUAUCCAAUGUUAUAAGUGUUUGCUCUGAAACUGUAAAUGCCCACAGUCUGGAGAGAAGCAUGACCAAGUGUGAAAUAUGAGUUUGCCACAAGAGGUGUUAUUUCCUGCCCAGCAAAAGCAGGCCCAUAGACACCUGACAAACCAUUGUGGAACAUCAGAGGACAAAACACUUUGUUGAUUGCGUCCCCCAACCCAUAUAGAGGAGACAUAGAUGGGAACUUGUCCCCUGCUUUUGAACUCUGGGGGAAGGGACUAAAAAUCCCUGAGAAGAAGAAAUUGCGUCAUUUUGGCUGUCUGAACUCAGAAGGGCCAGAGACUCUGAACUGAAGCCAGAGAUCCCCAGGGGCUGCCUCCUGCAUCUGCCCUGAAAGGCCCUUUGAAUUGACAGAUCACUACAAAUCUGUCACUCUUCAGAUUUACAUGAUAACUCAUUGGCGUGUGUCUAUUUGAUUGCUUUUACCUGUAGAUAACUUUUCUAUUCUUUUUUCCUAGUUAAUAAACCUUUAUAAUAGGAUUGGCAACAGGCGUUGUGUUUGGUGUAAGAUCUAGGGUACCAGUUGAUCUGGGGUAAGUGACUUGUCUCUUUAGCUUGGAAGCAACCUAAGAGCGAUGUGAUUUUUGGUGUAAGUGACCAUUGUGACGGGAUCCCCGGGGUGCAGCCUGGGACCAUGGGACCCUUGUGCUCCAUGAACUCUCUCCAGCUUGGGCUGUCUCUCACAGUGCUUUGCUAGUGAGAAGCAGCAAGCCACUCCUGGCGCUGUGAUCACUCAGCAUAACCACAUGUGGAUGCCCACACCCAGCUGUAUUGCAUGAAUGCUCCCAGAGCCACUCAUGAAUCACACAAGAAAGGCACCAGCCAGAUCCCCUGAGCUCCCAGCACUGCACCUCAGGAAUAUACCCCUUUUUAUUUUAUAAUAUACCACCUUGUAUCCAUUUACAAAAGCCUAGAACCCUCUUGUUGUAAACAACUUUCUGCAUUUUCUUAAGGGUUUUUGUUUCUAUUUGCCACUGAUUUUUGUUCCUUACGAUAGAGGGCUGCUGCACCUCUAUCUUUUUUGAGUUUUUUCUCACAGGCCCGUGCAAUAGUCCAGGACUAGAUCUUUCAAACUGUCAAAGUUGAUCUUCUAUGUUCAGAGUAAUCCCUUUGACUUUGAUACAGGCCUUAUCUCCCGACAGCUUAUACCCGUAUGUUUUCGGGCCUGCAGAGACAAACACAGAUCGUCACAGAUCGUCACAAAGCCCUUCUCAAUAGAUUUUUUUUUAUUUACAGCUAUCAAGUUUUAUAUCGCAUGUUUGUCCCCUCACCAUUCUCUAACUUAAUCCUUUUAGAUUUCUUACAAAUAGUCUUUUUUUUAAGCAGGGUCCUGUAACUUUUUGUGCGGACCAGACGGUCAAUAUAACGCUGUAAGCAGGCAUCUUCCGGUUUGGUCAAUUUCUUUAAAACACGGUCAGGGUCUCCACUGAAUUGCACAGCAUUUAUCAAGGUCACCCCUUGCGCUAAAUGUUCUUGGGUUAGGCACAGACAUUGCAUAGCAUAACCUAUGGCAAUAACAGUGUUUAAUAAGCUUUCCAAACACAGCUCAGCACACAGGCCCCGGAGCUUGCAGUUUAUAUCCAUUGAAGUCCAAGUCACACAGUCAUGGUACCGCUGGCCUGGGGCAUCCAUGACGCAGCCCUCACAAUCUUCGAAAAGCUUUUCCCUAAGGCAGUGUUUAAGGACAGCAUAAACAGCAAAACGUAAAUAGUCCGCAUGACUUUUUUACGCUCAUGACGUGGCACUGGGUCAGUUAGCUCCAUGCCAAGCCUCCUCCUAAACUCCUUAUAGUCGUCAUCCUCGGAGACCUCUUCAACAAUUUGUAGCAGCGUUGAGCAAAAAGAAGGCGGUCCCGGUUCAUCUUCACUGUUUGAUCCAACCCUGUCCAGGGCCUCCUCUAGAAAGGCAUCGUCGAGCUGUUGAGAGAUUUUCAGACAAGAAACAAGUGUAAGUUCCCACAGCUUGUUUUUACAUGUAAGCAGAGUCAGGAUGAGCUCUACCCUGACAUCUGGUGGUGAGUUGUGGCGGAUUGUGGAAAAGAACUUAAGGGGCUGAUCUCAUUUGCAUAGGCACAUCCAUUCUACCUAGAUGGUCACUUUGGCUGCUGUCAGAGCCCCAGUUUCUCUGUUGUUGGGGCAGGAAGAAUAAACUGUUAUUAUCCUGAUUAUGUGAAUCAAGGACAGUGGAACUGUACUUGGCCUUUUGUUAUGAUGGGGGGGACUCACCAUCAACUAAGCAGCACUUGCUAGGCAAGGGACAUAGGUUCCAAAACCCAGUGAGUUGAGAGAGGCUGGGGACAGAUAUUAUUGGAUAAUGUUUUUUUUAGUUCAUGUAUCUAAGAGAUAGAGGCAAGGUUUUCAUCUUGAGGUUAAAAGGCCAAAAAUAUCAGACACUUGAUCAUAGCCUUUGAUAGGCUAAGAGACUAUUUACACUUGUAGUACCUGGUGGUGUGGGCCCCCUUGUGAGGGCCUGAAACACCAAUUAUACCUUCUCUUC